AUGGCAAACGAGAGGGAUGCGCGGGAAGAGUACCAGAGUGUCAACGACUACCGCAACACUCUGGCUUACUACUUCAAGAAAGCUGGACUUCUUGGUUCGAGCAGUAAAGCUCUAGGGCGUGAUCGUGUGAUACAAGUCGAUGGUGCCGCAGAGGUCGAUGGUGCUAUACAGGUCGAUUGUGCUACGCAUGUUGAUUGUGCUACACAGGUCGAUUUUUCUGCAGAGGAGGACUGA
This is a messenger RNA of Fusarium sp. VM40, 234 nucleotides long. The record is from the annotation of a GenBank genome assembly. Lineage: Eukaryota; Fungi; Ascomycota; Sordariomycetes; Hypocreales; Nectriaceae.